CGCGAGCCUCGUGGGAAGGUGGCGGCCGAGAUGGGGGGUACCAUCUUUUGGGGCACCACCUUCUUCAUCGCCCUGGAGGUUGGCUUCUACUUUUUCGUCAACACCACCUGGAAGGCGGGCGACAGACAGCUGCAACACCUCCUGUUCGCCACGUCCGUGUUCUGUUGCUGGAUGAUGUGGGCCAUCAUCUACAUGGCGCAGAUGAACCCGUUGGUGGUGCCGGUCCUGUCGGGACCGGAAUGAGAGACGUCCCCUCACGUGACGAGGGAAUCAAUAAUGUCAGCAUCCUCCACCCGUGUACGUUGAACCGAAUAGCCGCCGCAUGUAACAACGAUGAAUAGACCUC
This is a messenger RNA of Micromonas commoda, 346 nucleotides long. Its product is annotated as H+-or Na+-translocating f-type, v-type and A-type ATPase superfamily. The transcript is spliced from 2 exons. Gene Ontology annotation, cellular component: proton-transporting V-type ATPase, V0 domain. Lineage: Eukaryota; Viridiplantae; Chlorophyta; Mamiellophyceae; Mamiellales; Mamiellaceae. Gene Ontology annotation, molecular function: proton-transporting ATPase activity, rotational mechanism. Gene Ontology annotation, biological process: proton transmembrane transport. The coding region runs from base 31 to 243 and encodes 70 amino acids. The record is from RefSeq and is a predicted model, not a curated record.